CUAUAGAUAUCUACAUCAUAAGGUGUCGGAGGCCUGUUAUCCUAUAGAUAUCUACAUCAUAAGGUGUCGGAGGCCUGUUAUCCUAUAGAUAUCUACAUCAUAAGGUGUCGGAGGCCUGUUAUCCUAUAGAUAUCUACAUCGUACGGCCUGUUAUCCUAUAGAUAUCUACAUCGUACGGCCUGUUAUCCUAUAGAUAUCUACAUCGUACGGCCUGUUAUCAUAUAGAUAUCUACAUCAUAAGGUGUCGGAGGCCUGUUAUCCUAUAGAUAUCUACGUCAUAAGGUGUCGGAGGCCUGUUAUCCUAUAUAUAUCUACAUCAUAAGGUGUCGGAGGCCUGUUAUCCUAUAGAUAUCUACGUCAUAAGGUGUCGGAGGCCUGUUAUCCUAUAGAUAUCUACAUCGUACGGCCUGUUAUCAUAUAGAUAUCUACAUCAUUAAAGGUGUCGGAGGCAAGGUUGUUGAUUCCCGUGCUUACACACCAACUCGAUGUCCAACUAUUUUCCGAUGUCGCAUGAAAAUGCCAAAUAUGAAGCAUCUCUGGCUAAAGUGGAGGCAGCAAACAAGAUUCCAGACCCUUUGGAUUUGGUGCCGCCAUUCAAGAAAUUUGAGAGGAAUGGGCUAAAUGUGAGACUGGAGUGUAAAAAAGUGACAAACAUGGAGAAAGAGCUGGUAGACUGGGCGUUCCAGCUGACCAAGGCAAACAUGCAGACAUUGUAUGAAGAAAGUGAUUGGGGCUGGAAGGAUAAAGACAAGUAUUCGGAGAUGACAGAGGAGAAAGCACAGUACCUUGUGGCAGUUGAUGUGGUGACCAGUAAACCUGUGGCCUUCACUCACUUUCGCUUCGACAUGGAGCUUGACGAGGAAGUGGUGUAUUGUUAUGAGAUCCAGCUAGAAGAAGAUUGUCGACGGAAAGGCCUGGGGAAAUUCCUAAUGCAGAUUCUAGAGUUACUGGCUUACAAGACAGAAAUGACCAAAGUCAUGCUGACGACGUUUAAGAAUAACAAAGUCUCCCAAGAUUUUUUCAAGAAGACAAUGAAGUACGAAGUAGAUGAAAUAUCUCCAGAGGACCCAUUAUUUGAUGAUGCGUAUCAUUAUGAAAUCCUCAGCAAAGCCAUCAAACCCAAGCCCAAGCCUUCCGCUGCUGAGUCUGUGACUGCGGCAAACCAUCAGCUAGUAACAGCAAGCUGAUAACGGCCAUUAACGGGAAUUCAGAAAGUUUUUAUUUUUAUAUCAUAAUACAUGCAUGUGAAUGAUUGUCAUCGAGACUGCAGUGAAUUGACAAUCGGAAACUGUGGCAUCAGAAUCAGGUUGUGUGAAGAAUUUACCAUGAAAGGAUAUAUAUAUAUAUAUAUAUAUAUAUUAGUAUAUAUAUAAAAGGUGGAUUGUAAUCUUCAUUCAUCAUUUAAGGUACCAUUCAAGUUGCAGUAUAUCAAUGUUGUGCUCUGAUGAUGGACCCAUAAAAUCAUAUUCCAGUAGAUGUUAUUUUCAUCUUGAAAAUAGAAUUAAAUAUGAAACUUAA
Ostrea edulis (European flat oyster) is the source of this 1518-nucleotide messenger RNA. Its product is annotated as N-alpha-acetyltransferase 40-like. Lineage: Eukaryota; Metazoa; Mollusca; Bivalvia; Ostreida; Ostreidae. The transcript has 8 exons. The coding region runs from base 486 to 1187 and encodes 233 amino acids. Gene Ontology annotation, molecular function: protein N-terminal-serine acetyltransferase activity; histone H4 acetyltransferase activity; histone H2A acetyltransferase activity. Gene Ontology annotation, cellular component: nucleus. The record is from RefSeq and is a predicted model, not a curated record.